UGGGCGGUGUCAGACGUCAACGGAAACGGAAGUGAAUGAAUGAAACGAUGGCGAUAGGUAACCUGUAACGUCUCCGUGCAACUGGGACGAGGUCAGAGUGAGUUUAGUUUUCACACUUUGUGGCUAUUUUGUCCAAACUACGUCUUUAACAACUGCCUUCAACGAGUACAUUACGUGCUGACGUUAGAAAGAAUAAACAUUAGCCUGACGGUGACUAUUAUAACUGCUGUAACGGUGACGUUUGUAAGCACGUCAGCUGGAAGUACCGCUGGAUAAAUUAACUGUAAGCCUGUACGCCCUCCCAGACCACCCUACUUUUGACACACAAUGAGACAGUUUAGCCUCGCUCUCCUCCGCCACAUCUCCUCAUCCACUGCCCCCGCACUCACCGGGACGUGCCGCCUUCACAGAAGGCACUGCUUCAAUGCUUCACGCCCUCAGUACCGGAGCAUCGUCCCGCCUCACAGCUGCCAGCACACACGGACUGAAAGCACAGCAGCCAGCCAGCACAUACAGGACCUGAGUGGGCCUGAGCAGAGACUGCUGAAUAAACUUUAUGACGGGCUGAUCGGAGGACAGCGGGCGUCUUUGGCAGAGUGCAUCACUUUGGUGGAGACCCAGCAUCCCAGAAAGAAAGAGCUGGCCCAGGUGCUGCUGCAGAGGGUCCUGGCUUACAGGAGGGAGCAGGAGAGCCGUAAUGGAGGGAAGCCAGUGGCCUUCAGAGUAGGUCUGUCUGGACCCCCCGGAGCAGGAAAGUCCUCCUUCAUCGAGGUGGUGGGGAAGAUGUUGACAGGACGUGGACAUAAAGUUGCAGUGCUGGCUGUCGACCCAUCCUCCUGCACCACUGGGGGGUCUCUGAUGGGCGAUAAGACUCGUAUGACUGAGCUCUCAAGAGACAUGAACGCCUUCAUCAGGCCAUCGCCGACCUCAGGAACACUCGGAGGUGUCACCAGAACAACCAACGAGGCCAUUGUUCUCUGUGAGGGAGCAGGUUACGACAUCAUCCUUGUGGAGACUGUAGGAGUCGGCCAGUCAGAGUUCGCAGUAGCAGACAUGGUUGACAUGUUUGUGUUGCUGAUUCCACCAGCAGGGGGCGAUGAACUCCAGGGCAUCAAGAGGGGCAUAAUCGAAAGGGCCGAGUUGGUCGUGGUGACAAAGUCAGACGGAGACCUGGUGGUGCCGGCCAGGAGGAUCCAGGCGGAAUACACCAGCGCACUCAAACUGCUCAGGAGACAGUCCAAAUCCUGGAACCCUAAGGUGGUGCGGGCUUCCUCACAAACCUUCGAGGGCAUCCCAGAGGUCUGGGCCAAGAUGGAGGCAUACCGGGAGGCCACGCUGGCCAGCGGUGAGCUGCAGGGCAGGCGGACGGCCCAGCAGAAGGUGUGGAUGUGGAGUCUGAUCCAGGAGAGCGUCCUGUGCCAUUUCCAAAAUCACCCCGGUGUCAGAGAAGCUCUACCCCACCUCGAGGAGAGGGUCACCAAAGGAGCCAUCUCUCCAGGACUGGCUGCUGACCUGCUUCUCAGAGCCUUUUCUUCAUCCUCUUCAUCACAGUAAUCACUGGGACUGCACUGUCAGAUAAGGAACAGAUAGCUGAUCAGGGUCACUCACUGAAAAGGAGAGCGAGAAAAUGACCUUGGCUCUGCGGUUUGCACAAAAAGACUCGAUCUCUGCUCUUUUAACACACGAUUUAAAAAUUUAAAUACGUGAGAGUCACCCCCCGUCUACAGAGGCUUCGCUUUCUGAUUGCUUUCAUCCAAGUCACAAGAGCAGGAAGAGCGCUGACAGUCGUCAUUUCUCGUCAGCGGCUUCGAGACGCACUCGCGUUUUGCAAAAAUGAGACGCGUUUUAUUUGAGCUGCGAGAUGUGAAACGCGGAAGCGACCGUCUCUUUUGGACACUACGGACAAGUUUUAACGAGAUCAGUGAAGGAGGAUUCAAAAGUCGUGUGGUUGCAGUUGAAGAAUAGUUUGAGCGGUAUCUUUCACUAUUAUGAACGGCGUGUUACAGUAAAGCUGUGACUCGUUCCUCACGAUCAGUAAUACCAGUAAUAACAGCCUAUUUGUGAGCCACAAAGCGUCAAUGAAAGGAUCGGGCUUGGGUAGAAUCGAUUUAGUUAGGGCCCCGUGUUUCUGUUGCUGAACUACUGAAGAUGUUGCUCUAAUAACAGUUUUUCCUCAGGAAAGCAUCGAGGCUUUGAAUCUGUGUUUUUCUUUUUUUGUUUGUUUUUUAAUCCACUGUUUGGUUUCUAUUAAAGAACAAUUUGAAUCUUAA
Neolamprologus brichardi is the source of this 2270-nucleotide messenger RNA. RefSeq names its product metabolism of cobalamin associated A (gene mmaa). Lineage: Eukaryota; Metazoa; Chordata; Actinopteri; Cichliformes; Cichlidae. Gene Ontology annotation, molecular function: GTP binding; GTPase activity. The record is from RefSeq and is a predicted model, not a curated record. Gene Ontology annotation, cellular component: cytoplasm.